GUAUAAGUACGAUGGAAAGUAGUUGCAUCAGUAUCGUAGCCUAGUUCAGGUUUCAGCGGUUGUGUUGACUAACAUUUUAAUCAUGAAGAGCAUUCUCUUAAUCCUGGUGUUGGCAGUACUGUCUCUAAGCAAUGAUGCUGCUCUGGUCCAGCAAAGGGCUGCAAGGUACAACCUCGUCCUCGGAUCAGCCAGUGCAGGAGACAGAUUGCUGUACAGGAACUACUACUCCAAAGGAGCAAUCCCAAAUGCAGUCCAGACCCAAGACAUUACCUACAGAGGCAACGUGACUACUCGCAUCUCAGCCAUCAGGGCCUUGGAGGUCGGCUACACUCAGUACGCCAACGCAUACCUGGUCUCCGGUGGCAUCGGCUGGAACAACGCCACCAUCAGACUGCAGUCAGCUCGAGGGUACGGCUAUUACUACCAGGUCGAAUUUUAUGGCCGUUGAAAAGACUUAUAAUCUCACUAGACGAGCAUUUUGAGAUGCAAAGCUGAUAUUAGUUUUAAGUUUGUAAUUUGUUCUGUAAAUAAAUGUUUUGUUUUAUA
Molecule: messenger RNA, 546 nt
Organism: Trichoplusia ni (cabbage looper)
Lineage: Eukaryota; Metazoa; Arthropoda; Insecta; Lepidoptera; Noctuidae
Product: probable salivary secreted peptide
Exons: 3
Coding region: 83-448 (121 amino acids)
Source: RefSeq, a predicted model, not a curated record